Molecule: messenger RNA, 723 nt
Organism: Zootermopsis nevadensis
Lineage: Eukaryota; Metazoa; Arthropoda; Insecta; Blattodea; Termopsidae
Gene: mRpL35
Product: mitochondrial ribosomal protein L35
Biological process (GO): translation
Cellular component (GO): mitochondrion; ribosome
Molecular function (GO): structural constituent of ribosome
Source: RefSeq, a predicted model, not a curated record
UAAUCCGUGAUACGGAAAUUUUAGCCCAAUUCGGAACAUUUCCAAGCGCCUGACCGGCAGCGAACCAAGUAGGAACGCCGGGACAUACACAAAUGCGUUACGUCCAAUAUGGCGAAUUGCAAAUUAUGAUAAGGGAAAACGAUGCUGCGAUUGAUUGUUGGAGUUGCCAGAACUGCUUGCAUAGCAGGAAAGAAAAUAAGUGUCAACAUACCUCCAAAUGUGGUUACAUCUCAUCAGAAAACAUAUAUUACACUAAACUCACAGUUCCAAUCACUACAACCAUCCAUAGCAAACUGUAACAUCUCAUUUGCUCCGGUAACAAGUUCGCAGUUGUUGAGUGCUGUACAACCCAGGCUUCUGAAUCUACUUCAGCCUCAGAUCAGGACAGUUACAAAGUUUUCUAUCAGGAAGGGCAAGAGGAAAACUGUGAAGGCAGCAGUAAAGCGUUUCUUUCGAUUGUCCUGGGGUGGUUGGAUCCGCACACGUGCAGGGCGUUUUAAGCAUUUAUGGAGAAAAUCUGCUUACCAGAAAUAUCGAUACAAACAACAUGUCUUCUGCAAUGCAACACAGUGUACACUGCUGGAUAAGAUGGUGACAAAAUACUGGAAAAGACGGAGAUAUUACGUAGAUGAUCCGUAUGAACCUUACCACACACGAGAAGAAUAUCCAAUCACAAGAAAGAAACCUCUUCCACCCCCACCACAUUAGAUCUCAUGUCUUUAA